Oppia nitens is the source of this 552-nucleotide messenger RNA. RefSeq lists its product as uncharacterized. The transcript is spliced from 2 exons. The record is from RefSeq and is a predicted model, not a curated record. NCBI's taxonomy places the organism in Eukaryota, Metazoa, Arthropoda, Arachnida, Sarcoptiformes, Oppiidae. The coding region runs from base 1 to 552 and encodes 183 amino acids.
AUGGCCAUUAUUGCCGUAAAACGUUGUCACUCGGGAGUGGCCACUGAAGAUGAAACAAAAUAUAUGAAAACAUUAGCCGAUCGGCAACAAUACAUAUCGUCUUAUUUCACAAAAUUUCAUAUAUUGCACACAAUUGUACUAAUUUGUGGUUCAAUUAUAAUAAUCUACGGUUUUAUAGAUUUAGUUUCAACCGAUGAUGAAGAUAUCAAAUAUGCUUUUCAUUUCAUUUCCGUGUUUGUGAUUUUCAUAGUAUCAGUGCUGAGCCUAUACGCAGCGUUCACGGCCUACGAAAAGCCGUGCACAUCGACACCGGACAGUACGUGUUGUCAGGUAAUAGCGGCGCCCAAACUGUUUGCAGUGUCCGAUCGGCCGCGCGUUACGGCCUUCAGUGAAAGAGACACCUCUAUGAUUGCAGUCAUAGCAUUGGACGGAUUGGCCGCUAUUCUGCUAUUUUUGACGUCUGUCCUCUAUUUUGUCGAUACCCGACGCGACGCCAAACUGUCCGGUUAUUUAGAAAAAGUACAUAACAGUAAUUAUUUAUCACGUGUCUAA